This is a messenger RNA of Daphnia magna, 1448 nucleotides long. RefSeq lists its product as uncharacterized. Bases 204 to 1448 code for a protein of 414 amino acids. Lineage: Eukaryota; Metazoa; Arthropoda; Branchiopoda; Diplostraca; Daphniidae. The record is from RefSeq and is a predicted model, not a curated record. The transcript has 3 exons.
AGCCGACUAAACAAAUAUUCAGAGUGAUUCUUGAUGAGCUUAAAGAAAUCUGGGGAAGAGCAGCCAUUCCCAUCAAAGUUGACAGAAACUGUUUACGACAACUCCUCAAAAUCCACCAAGAUUGGUUUGCCAUUACCAAAAUUAAGAUUGAUUCAAGACAGACUGUUAAUUCAAAGAAGCAUAUUGCAAAUUUUAAGACACGAAUGAAUACUUUGUGCGAUCUGACACCAAGUGAUGUAGAAAACAAACUGAAGGCAUCAAGAAAAACGUACUGGAAAGAAGAUUUUAUGUUCUUAAUAGGACAAAGAGAGUAUCCACAGCGUGGUCGUAUGGCCAAUGUUGACCGAAACGAAGCUCAAAGAGCAAAUAUUCAAUCACUGAGAAGUUCACGAACAAAUACACCUUCGUUGCCCGCAUCAAAUGAAACAUCCGAUGAAUCAAUAUCUGUCGGCAGCAACGAAUCAGAGGACUUAUCGCAGUUUUCCAGUGAUGAAGAAUAUUAUGAACCUCGCAGAACCCCACGUCCAUCAUCGGUAAUAUUAGAAAUCCCUGCCAAAAAUCUUACCAAAGCAACAGGCCAGGUAGCAGAUAGCAGAGAUCUUAGUUUACGUGACCAUUUGACGAUCCAAUCUGCUUUGGUUGCUGCUGGAGGUGGCAAUAUCAAUGAUUUUUCGAUGUCCCUCACCACAGUUCACCGACAAAGACAGCAGUUAAGGAAAGAAAUAUCGGAUGGUAUCAAAGAAAGGUUUAUUCCACCAUCGUCCAUUCUAAUCCACUGGGACUCUAAGCUCAUCAAAUAUCUAACUGGAAAAGUAGACGAUCGCGUUGCGAUCCUAAUAAGUGGAAAACCUGAUCUUGAAAACCCUAAAUUACUGGGCAUUCCAGUGAUAGCGAAUUCUACUGGGGAAGCUCAACACAACGCCGUCAUUGAUUUACUUAGAGAGUGGAAGGUUUUUGACAAAGUUGUUGGUUUGGUGUUUGACACUACGGCCAGUAACACCGGUCGCUUGAAGGGAAGUGCCACUAGUAUUGAAAAAACACUUGGUCGAGCAGUAUUAUGGUUUGCAUGUAGACAUCACGUUUACGAAAUACAUGUCAAACAUGUAUCUGAUUCGGUAAUGGGAAAGCGAAACAGCCCAUCAGAAGCGCUGUUCGUCCGGUUUCAAAAGGAUUGGAAAGACUUUGAUCAAGAACAAAGUAAUCUGGUGCUCUUUGAUUGGGAGGUAAAUGAUGAUCUGAUAAACGUUGGACAUCAAGUACUUGAAUGGGCAACGGGAUGUCUUGCGUCCAAAACAUUUCCUGGCGAGGACUAUCGUGAAUUAGUUCAACUUACAGUUUUAUUUUUGGGCGGAACUGUCCCUGACUUUCGAUUCAGAAAACCAGGUUCGCUACUUUCAUUAUUUCAACGGAAACGGUCUAAUCCAUCAUAUUGUUUACUUGUAUUCUGA